GAGGGAAAAGGAGUGAGGAUGAUGCAGGGGAAUAAGAACAGGAGAAGAGUGAGAAUGCAGAGGAAAGAGCAGGGAGGAUAGAAAAGAAGGGAGAGCCUAAGAGGUGGGCAGAUGGAAAAAGAGUGAGGGAAGAAAGAAGAGCAGAAGAGUAGAGCCAAUGCAGAAGAAAGAGGAGUGAGGAAGCAGGGAAACAUACAGCAGAAGAGAAAAGCAGAUGCAGGUGAAAGAGCAGUGGUGAGAUGCAAUGGAAACCAUCAGAAGAGUGAGGAUACAAGGAGGAAAGAACAGCAGAAGAGGAGCACAGCUGCCCGAGAAUGAGCAGGGAGAAUACAGGGAAGAAAGAGGAGGAGGAGAGCCGAUGCAGAAGAAAAGAGAUGUCACGUUACAGGGAAGAAAAGCAGGGCAGACGAAGUAUGGAGAGGAAGCAGGGGAAAAAAACGCUGAAGAGCAAGGAUAGAGAUGAAAGAGCAGUGAGGAUACACAGAGGAUAGAACAGCAGAAGAGAAGCAGAAGAGAAAAAACAGGAAAAGAGUGAGAAUGCAGACGGAAAAGCAGGGAGAAUACAGGGAAGAACCAAGAGCGUAAGAGAAGUGCAAAUGCAAAAGCAAGCGAGGCUACAGGGAAGAAAGGACAGCAGAAGGGGAGUGCAGGUGCAGAUCCCCCAAACACAGCACUCCCUGCCCGCUAGGGUUGCGGGUGCGACGCAGUCACCACAAUGAUGUCGAGGAUCAAUGCCGGGUAAUUCAGUGAGCGUUCCAACAAAGAAUCAAGGAAAAAACUGCCAGGCAAAGGAAAGAAACCUUCUGGCAACAGGUUUUCAACGUUACGCGUAGAGUCCUUUGGAACAGGAGUUGUUUCUGUGUCAACAACUUGAAGAUCAAUUCAGGCAACGGCUACUAAAGAAAAACGAGUCACAUAACAUGGAGAGCAAAGAAGAGAAGAGAGAGGAAACAGAGAGGUGCCAGCACUGCCACCCGGGGUGGGCAGCAGGCUGCUGGUGCCAGCGUCAUCAUGGGCGGCGGCCAGCACUGGCCACGCUGUCACCGCGUCGCCGUGGCGACGUUUGUGACACGGCCACCCGGGAGGGGUAUGAAGGCGGUGCACGCUGGUGGGUCCUGCAUCCUGAAGGAGCAUCUGGUAGAGAGCAGACGCACCUGAAGGGAUGAGCUCCGGCAUGGCUGGCGCCAACAAGGAGCAACCCGCUGGCACGAGGCGGAACAGGAUGAGCUUCUGCGAGGAUGGCCCCGCAGCGAGGCGUGCCUCCAUACCCACCUGCACCGACACCGAAGAGCGAGUUGCCGUCUGGGAUGCGGUGGCCGCCUACGUACAAGAGCACCUCCUGGUGCAGAAGGGGGUCUGGAUUCCCACCUUCGGAUCCUUUGACACCAUCUCCAGAGACAUCAGGACUGAGGACGGGACCGUGACUCUGCGGUGGCCCGUCUUUCACUUGUCUGGAAACCUCAUAGCCGUGCACCACCUCAAGCCCCGCAGGGAGUCCCUGCCAGCCCAUAGGAAGCUGGAGCCGCUCAAGAGCAGCGAGGUGGCCGCAGCUGCCUCUGUGACCUGGCAGACAGCGCAGGCUUGCAUCCAAAGCACCGUGUCCCUGCUCUCUGGCUGCCUGAAGAAUGGGGAGAACGUUGCCGUUGUCUUCAAGGACAUUGGAGUGCUCCACAUCGAUGGAAUGACCUUCCACAUGAAAUUCUAUUACGACUUCCUUGACAAGCUGUCAGGGAAAGAGAAGUUCAGGAAAGCUCUUCUCAAGGUGAGCUGUAGCUUUCUACCACCAGCACCUGGCCAGCUGCUCGCGCCGUGCAAGUGCUGCGGUGCCGUCAGCCCUCCCUGCCUUGGGCUCCUUGUGCGCCCAGUGCCUCAGCCGUCACAAGGACAUCCCACAUCCUCCCUGUUCCUCCCCUGCAGGCCCCCUGGCUGCUGGACAUGGUGGUGUCCCGAGCGGCACCGGUGGCCUCCCUGGCACUCUCUGGCUGCCUCGUCGUCUUUCCCAAUGAGAUUUGCUGGCAAGCCAACCUUCAUCAAACGCUUGAGCUCGGACAGUCUAGAUGGAGGAAAACUCCGAAGGAUAAGGAGCUUACUGCGCAAGGAGAGCUCUACGUCCAGUCUGCUGCCAGCCAUCCCUGGAGUGCCUGAAGAACAAAAGCAGCCGCUGACCUGCCAGCUGCAGGGCCAGGCAGAAACAGACAGCCAAGAAGACCUGGGCCGAGCCCCGGGAACCAAACACGUGAGCUUCCGUGAGGAAGAACGGGAAGCGGAAAAAGCCCAUCGUGUGGCUGCGGUGCUGAAGUUGCCCAAAGUCAACGAAUCUUUCAGCAACGAUUCCAGACCUUCCUCAAGGGCUCAGUCCAGCCCGUCGCAGGCAUCGCAAGGCACUCCAUCCCGGCUGCCACUUCUGGCAUGCGACUCAGUCAGACUUCUCAGGCGCAGGGCUAAGAAGAGCAGGCAGAAAGAACCUGAGGAGAUGGAAGCAUCAACAUCUCAGGCUGAGGCCAGCCAGCCGCAGGAGUCCUCUGCCGACAGAGCUGGAUUGCUGCCACCAAUACAUGAAGAAACACAGUCUCCACAGCGUCAGCCUCCAAACACCAAAGCCCCACCGCGCAGGAAGGGCACACCCUACCCACGCUGAUGCGGGCAUGGGGCGCCCAUGAGCUCCAAGAGCUCCACUCGAGCUGGCUGCAAAACAGAUGCGUGAAUCCCAUCUGCAUCAUAUCUAAUCCUAGACUAGGCUGCCGAGUGCCCAAUCCAACCUGGCCUUCAACACUGCCACGGACGCGGCGUCCACAAGCUCUCUGGGCAUCCGCUUCCAGCAUCUCACCACCGUCUCUGGAAAGACCUUCUCCCUGACAUCCAAUCUUCAUUGUCCCUCCCUCUGUCAAUAAAGCCUUACCAUGGCCCUAUCCCAUAGAAAUCUCCACAA
Messenger RNA from Gallus gallus (chicken), 2929 nucleotides. RefSeq names its product coiled-coil domain-containing protein 81-like. Bases 1163 to 2638 code for a protein of 491 amino acids. NCBI's taxonomy places the organism in Eukaryota, Metazoa, Chordata, Aves, Galliformes, Phasianidae. The record is from RefSeq and is a predicted model, not a curated record. The transcript has 6 exons. Gene Ontology annotation, cellular component: centrosome.